UUCGAGAAUGAUGAACAUGAUUGAACGAAAGAUGCUGCUCCUCUGGCCUGUCUCAGCCUCGAUCCUCAUUUCCGGGGGUUCCUCCUCCUCUCAUAUGAGCCAGCCUGCCCGUUGCACCCUCUUCCGCUCGGUUCCACGGCUCGUCCUAUUCUACAGCGUCGUGAGCAGACGUUGUGUGCUCUUCUUUGGUUCCCUUUCGCGCCAUCAUGGCUAGCCUACCGUUCUUUCGACUGUCGGACCUUCUGCUAAUCAUCACUACUCUCGUCCUUCUUCACGCUCGGUCAGCCUUCGCGAAGGCAUGCUUCGAUGUAAAUGGAGACCAGACCAACGGACUACCGUGCGAGCCAGAUUCUACUGAAGAUGGACCUUGCUGUUCCUUCGGAGAUAUUUGCCUCAGUAAUGGGCUCUGCCGACCUGGACCAGAUAUAGUGAACCACGGCUACGUGGAUACCUAUCGAUCCGAUUGUACUGAUCAGACAUGGACUACAUCGAACUGCUUCUCUGGCUGCAACAACUUCACGGGCAACGGCCUCCAGAACUGCGGCGGCAACGAAUACUGCUGCUAUGACUUGGACGGAUGCGAUUGUUCCUCCACCUCCCUCUUCGACCUUGGUCCCGCCACCUUUGUCACCACCCUUCCAUUGACCACUGUGGCUCCUACGAGUACGCCGGCGAGCACUUCGGCAUCAACAACAGCAGACGCUGCGCAAGUCACAUCACAGCCACCAUCGUCCUCGUCCGCGAGCCCAACGCCGACUCAGACGGCGUCUAAAUCAUCGAGCAACGAAGUCGCAAUCGGCGCUGGGGUCGGUGUUGGUCUUGGAGUGCCUCUCCUUGCACUUGCUGGGUUCAUGGCGUACUACUUCCUCAGGAGGAGGAAGCGCUCACAGCCACCCCCGUAUACUGGCACACCGUUCACUGGUAGUCAGAUGAAGCCCGCUGAGCUACACACUCAAGAACCUGUACACGAAGUAGCUGGGUAUCCAGGCGCAUACCAACCGGUGCCGCACAUGAGCGAACGGUACGCCCACGAGCGUCCGCUGCAGUCACCACAAGAAAUGGACAACACCUACGCGAAGCCGCUCCACCCCUAACGAGUGACGUCAUUUCUCACGGGUCGAGGGGGCAAGAUGGAAAGAUAAUGUAAGAACACAAUGAGAUUUGCAUAGCCUGGAGUUUGGGGAGACAUGGUCAUGAAUCUGCUUCAUUGAGAGGAGGGGCCUUAGUAAAUGCUCUCGAGGGUUUGAAAAUGGACUGGCGUUUCUUGAAGCCGUCGCACUAUUCAAAUUAUAUAUCCUGUUCGUAUGCC
Trematosphaeria pertusa is the source of this 1309-nucleotide messenger RNA. RefSeq lists its product as uncharacterized. The record is from RefSeq and is a predicted model, not a curated record. NCBI's taxonomy places the organism in Eukaryota, Fungi, Ascomycota, Dothideomycetes, Pleosporales, Trematosphaeriaceae. The transcript is spliced from 2 exons. The coding region runs from base 207 to 1094 and encodes 295 amino acids.